AUGAGUAUGUUUGCGGGAGUUCCUGAUGACAACGCAUGCGUAGAUGAUCCUUUGUUUACCAAGGGAGGUAAAACAUGCAGUAAUUUAGUGCGGGAGUCUACAACAAGCGAAUGUUACGACCCGGCUGCAACAACUACACAUAUAGCAACAACAGAAUCUAGUCAAACGAUAACUGAGCAGACGUCAUCAACUACAGAAACCCAAACCACAUCAGACACAACGACAUCCGGUUCAACUACAACAGAAUUGGAAACCACAUCAGAUUCAACGACAUCGGGUCUUACUACAACAGAAGCGCAAACCACAUCAGAUACAACGACAUCGGGUCCAACUACAACAGAAGCGCAAACCACAUCAGAUUCAACGACAUCGGGUCUUACUACAACAGAAGCGCAAACCACAUCAGAUACAACGACAUCGGAUCAUACUACAACAGAAGCGCAAACCACAUCAGAUACAACGACAUCGGGACCGACAACAACGGAAGUGCAAACCACAUCAGAUACAACAACAUCGGGUCCAACUACAACAGAAGCGCAAACCACAUCAGAUACAACAACAUCGGGUCCAACUACAACAGAAGCGCAAUCAACAUCAGAUACAACGACAUCGGGACCGACAACAACGGAAGCGCAAACCACAUCAGAUACAACGACAUCGGGACCGACAACAACGGAAGAGCAAACCACAUCAGAUACAACAACAUCGAGUCCAACUACAAUAGAAACGCAAUCAACAUCAGAUACCACGACAUCGGGACUGUCAACAACAGAAGCGCAAUCAACAUCAGAUACAACGACAUCGGGACCGACAACAACGGAAGCGCAAACCACAUCAGAUACCACGACAUCGGGUCCAACUACAAUAAAAGCGCAAUCAACAUCAGAUACCACGACAUCGGGACCGACAACAACAGAAGCGCAAACCACAUCAGAUACAACGACAUCGGGUCUUACUACAACAGAAGCGCAAACCACAUCAGAUACAACGACACCAAGUCCAACAACAACAAAAGCGCAAUCCACAUUAGAUACCACGACAUCAUCUGGUCCAACUACUACAGAAGCGCAAACCACAUCAGAUACAACGACAUCGGGACCAACAACAACAGAAGCGCAAACCACAUCAGAUACAACGACAUCGGGACCGACAACAACGGAAGCGCAAACCACAUCAGAUACAACGACAUCGGGACUUACUACAACAGAAGCGCAAACCACAUCAGAUUCAACGACAUCGGGACCAACAACAACAGAAGCGCAAACCACAUCAGAUACAACGACAUCGGGACCGACAACAACGGAAGCGCAAACCACAUCAGAUACAACAACAUCGGGUCCAACUACAACAGAAGCUCAAACCACAUCAGAUACAACAACAUCGAGUCCAACUACAACAGAAGCUCAAUCAACAUCAGAUACAACGACAUCGGGUCCUACUACAACAGAAGCUCAAACCACAUCAGAUACAACAACAUCGAGUCCAACUACAACAGAAGCUCAAUCAACAUCAGAUACAACGACAUCGGGUUCAACUACAACAGAAGAGCAAACCACAUCAGAUACAACGACAUCAGGUCCUACUACAACAGAAGAGCAAACCACAUCAGAUACAACGACAUCGGGUCCAACUACAACAGAAGCGCAAACCACAUCAGAUACAACGAGAUCGGGACCAACAACAACGGAUGUGCAAACCACGUCAGAUACAACGACUUCGGGUCUUACUACAACAGAAGAGCAAACCACAUCAGAUACAACGACAUCAGGUCCAACUACAACAGAAGCGCAAACCACAUCAGAUACAACGACAUCAGGUCCAACUACAACAGAAGCGCAAACCACAUCAGAUACAACGACAUCGGGACCAACAACAGUGGAUGUGCAAACCACAUCAGAUACAACGACAUCUGGUCCAACUACAACAGAAGCGGAAACCACAUCAGAUACAUCGACAUGGAAACCAAAAACAACGGAUAUGCAAACCACAUCAGAUACAACGACAUCGGGUCCAAUUGCAACAGAAGCGCAAACCACAUCAGAUUCAACGACAUCAGGUUCAACUACAACAGAAGCGAAAACCCCCACAGAUACAACGACAUCAGGACCAACAACAACGGAUGUGCAAACCACAUCUAAUACAACGACAUCAGGUCCAACUACAACAGAAGCGCAAAUCUCACCAGAUACAACGACAUCAGGUCCAACUACAACAGAAGCGCAAACCACAUCAGAAACAACAACAUCGGGUCCAACUACGGCAGAAGCGAAAACCACAUCAGAUACAACAACAUCGGGUCUUACUACAACAGAAGUGCAAACCACAUCAGAUACAACGACAUCGGGACCAACAACAACGGAAGCGCAAUCAACAUCAGAUACAACAACAUCGGGUCCAACUGCAACAGAAGUGCAAACCACACCAGAUACAACAACAUCGGGUCCAACAACAACAGAAAUGCAAACCACAUCAGAUACAACGACAUCGGGUCCAACUACAACAGAAGCGCAAACCACAUCAGAUACAACGACAUCGGGUCCAACUGCAACAGAAGCGCAAACCUCAUCAGAUACAACGACAUCGGGUCCAACUACAACAGAAGCGCAAACCUCAUCAGAUACAACGACAUCGGGUCUUACUACAACAGAAGCGCAAUCAACAUCAGAUACUAUGACAUCAUCGGGUCCAACUACAACAGAAGCCCAAACCACAUCAGAUACAACGACAUCGGGACCAACAACAACAGUAGUGCCAUCCACAUCAGAUACAACGACAUUGGGUCCACCUACAACAGAAGCACAAACCACAUCAGAUACAACGACAUCUGGUCGACCUACAACAGAAGCGCAAUCCACAUCAGAUACAACGACACCAAGUCCAACUACAACAGAAUCUCAAUCCACAUCAGAUACCACGACAUCAUCGGGUCCAACUACUACAGCAGUGCAAACAACAUCAGAUACAAUGACACCUAGUCCAACAACAACAGAAGUAAAAACCACAUCAGAUACAACGACAUCAUCAGGUCAAACUACAACAGAAGCGCAAACCUCAUCAGAUACAACGAAAUUGGGUAUAACUACAACAGAAGCACAAACCACAUCAGAUACAACAACAUCGAGUCCAACUACAACAGAAGGGCAAUCCACAUCAGAUACAGCGACAUCGAGUCCAACUGCAACAGAAGGGCAAUCCACAUCAGAUAUCACGACAUCAUCGGGUCCAACUACAACAGAAGCGCAAACCACAUCAGAUACAGCGACAUCGAGUCCAACUGCAACAGAAGGGCAAUCCACAUCAGAUAUCACGACAUCAUCGGGUCAAACUACAACAGAAGCGCAAACCACAUCAGAUACCACGACAUCAUCAGGUCAAACUACAACAGAAGCGCAAACCACAUUAGAUAUAAAGACAUCGGGACCAACAACAACGGAAGUGCAAUCCACAUCAGAUACUGCUACAUUUGGUCCACCAUCAACAGAAAUAACACCUACAACAACAGAAGUGCAAACCACAUCAGAUACAAUGACAUUAGGACCAACAUCAACAGAAGUGCAUUCUACAUCAGAUACAACAAUAUCAGAAUCAACAACAACAGAAGUGCAAAUCACAUCAGAUACCACAACAUCGGGUCCAACAUCAACAGAUAUAACAUCUAAAACCACAGUAGCGCAAUCCACAUCAGAUACUACGACACUGGGACCAACUACAACGGAACCUCAAACGGCAACAAUUGAAUUCACAUCCACAACCACAGAAACAGCAUCUACAACAACAGAAUCUCAAAUAACAUUAGAUACCACUACAUCCGGUCCUACCACAACAGAAAUAACGUCCACAACCACAGAAACGGCGGUUAAAACAACAGAAAUUCAAAUCACAUUAGGGACCACAACAUCGGAUUCACUUACAACCGAAAUAACAUACACAACAACAGAAGCUCAAACCUCAACAGGCACCAAGACGUCGGGUCCGACAACAACAGAAUUAGCAUCCACAACAACAGAAACUCAGACCUCAUCAGGCACCAAGACGUCGGGUCCGACAACAACAGAAAUAGCAUCCACGACAACAGAAAUUCAGACCUCAUCAGGCACCAAGACGUCGAGUCCGACAACAACAGAAAUAGCAUCCACGACAACAGAAAUUCAGACCUCAUCAGGCACCAAGACGUCGGGUCCGACAACAACAGCAACAGCAUCCACAACAACAGAAACUCAAACCUCAUCAGGCACCAAGACGUCGGGUCCGACAACAACAGAAAUAGCAUCCACGACAACAGAAACUCAGACGUCGGGUCCGACAACAACAGAAAUAGCAUCCACGACAACAGAAACUCAAACCUCAUCAGGCACCAAGACGUCGGGACCGACAACAACAGAAGUAGCAUCCACAACAGCAGAAACUCAAACCUCACCAGGCACCAAGACGUCGGGUCCGACAACAACAGAAAUAGCAUCCACUACAACAGAAACUCAAACCUCAUCAGGCACCAAGACGUCGGGCCCGACAAGAACAGAAAUAGCAUCCACAACAACAGAAACGGCAUCUAUAAUAACAGAAGCACAAACCACAUCAGAUAUUUCGGCACCCAGUCCGACAACAACAAAUAUAAAAUCAAAAACCACAGACACGGUUUCUACAACAACAGAAACGCAAACCAUAUCAGAUACCUCGACAGCUGAUCCGACUACAACAAAAAUAUCACCAACAGCAACAGAAGAACAAUCUACGCCAGAUUCGACAUCUCCUGGUCCGACAGCAACAGAAAUAAAAUCAACAACAACAGAAACAGAGCCUGCAAUCACAACAAACCUAACAACGUCAGACGGUGGAAAUGCUUCGUCUACGGACAGUGACGUCAUUGAAACAGACCAGACGACAUCAAAUGAUUUGGCAGUCAUUCUUUCGUCGACGAUUUGCGCUUUUCUUUUAUUGCUGCUUUUGUUGGUUGGAUUUGUGUGGUUUAUUGUCAGACGAAGGCUAAAUUUAGCAAAGAAGUUAUCAGAAAAUUCUUCAGACUACAACCAGUUUACAUACACAAGGCGAUGGCUUCAAGAACCUGACAGAAGCUUAUCAGAUGCUUCCUACAUGUACCCUUUUCGACAAAAUAAUUUUGCACAAUAUCCGGAACGUGUUGAAAAUGGAGUGUACAACCAAUGGAAACUGACUAGAAAACCUAGUUACGCGAGUUUCGGACUACGAACUGCGUAUAGUUCUAUACAUGACUGGUACACAUCACUUCCGUUCUUGAGACGUCACUUCCCGUCUUGAAAAGAACAUUUUUAAGGGAGAUCGUCAAAAACGACUUCCGGUAGUACAGGAGAAGAUAACUCCAGAAACAUUCGCAGAAUCAAUAGGAAUGUAGCUAGAAAUUGUUUACACGGAUAAGACACGCUUAUAAAUGUCUCGUUUUUACUGAAUGGGGUGCUAAUGUGUCCUAGGAAUAUUAGUUCAUGUCAUAAACAAAUCCAGUGCCAUGAAAAAAUUCCAAGAACCAAGAUUUGACCUAUUUUCAAUUCUGGAAUGGGGCGCUGUUGCCUGAAUUAUAUAUAUGAUUCGCCUUACUGACGUGCAAUUAUUAAUAUAGAAGGGUUU
Molecule: messenger RNA, 5598 nt
Organism: Mercenaria mercenaria
Lineage: Eukaryota; Metazoa; Mollusca; Bivalvia; Venerida; Veneridae
Product: mucin-2-like
Exons: 5
Coding region: 1-5274 (1757 amino acids)
Source: RefSeq, a predicted model, not a curated record